This is a messenger RNA of Chara braunii, 709 nucleotides long. NCBI's taxonomy places the organism in Eukaryota, Viridiplantae, Streptophyta, Charophyceae, Charales, Characeae. The record is from the annotation of a GenBank genome assembly.
CCACAGCGGUCGCCCGUGCAAAGCUGGUCGGGGGUGGGGGUGUCGAGCAAGGAUCCCGCAAUUGGCAGUUGUGCGGUGACGGCCGGGAAUGUGUCGCCUGAGGGAGAGCGACAGCCGCUGGGGUUGGAGCUGGAGGGUACAAGUGGAGGGCCCGACGACACGGAGAUGACAAAAUCCGCCGGGAUCCGAACUUCUUCAGGCGGGGGGGGUCGGCCAGGGAUUCUCGUGCCGCCGGGAGGGGCAACGUGCGUGGAGACAGAAGGGCGGUCGUCAGGGUUCGACACAGGUUCGGGCGAUGGGGCUGAAUUGCAUGGAAGGGAAGGAGGGGGGGAAAUGGAGGAAGGGAAGGAAAGGGAAGAAGGGGAGGAAGAAGAGGAAGAAGGGGAGGAAGGAGAGGAAGGGGGAAAAACAAAUUUGAUUGAAUUGCUUGAAGGAAAGGAGGGUGCCAAAGGGGACAUGGAUAUUGGAGACGACGAAACGGAGGAGACUGAGGACGAUGCCGGAUUUGGAAAGUCGUCUGACGAGUUCGGUUCGGAGAACAUCGUGAGGAUGAUGUCGACAACGAUGCGACGACAAUGGAGAUGGAGACACAGGUGGUCGGCAGCCUUUCGACAAAAUGUGAAGACUAUGAGGUUCAACCACUGACGUCUGUCGUCGAUCUCCAACACCGGUUCGACGAGGUUUCCGUUGCUGUGAGCCCAUCUAAAGC